AUGAACGACACCGACCAACGACAUCGCGUCGUCGUCCUCGGAGCGGGAGGCGUGGGAAAAAGCAGCGUUAUAAAGCGCUUUCUCUUUGGAGCAUUCACGCCAGAGUACCACGAAACCGUUGAAGACCUCUUCUGUCGUCAGUAUGACAUCAGCGGUAGCCUUAUCAAAGUGGACAUUCUGGACACUGCAGGAAACAUACCAUUCCCAGCCAUGAGACGGCUGUCCAUCUCGACUGCCCAUGCGUUUACACUAGUAUAUUCAAUCACGAACGUGGAUUCGUACAAAGAGGUAAAAGAAUUAUGGAUACAAAUCAAGGAGGAGAGGCGGGAUUACGAAAAGAUCCCCGUGGUGAUCGUGGGUAACAAGGUAGAUUUGGAGAAUGACCGUAUUAUUGAGAAGUUUGAUGCUCUCGACUGGGUUAACAAUGAUGGUCUCAAGGGUCGCUUCGUAGAGGUCUCAGCCAAAACUGGCGAGUGUAUUAACGACAUAUUUCGAAUAUUGCUAAUUCAGGCAAAUAUUCCUACUGUCAGGCAAUUGGAGCCGUUCCUCAAACGUCGACUGUCGCUGGACCACACAGCCGAAGAUGAAGCUUCCGACAACACGGUUGACGAAGAGAAAAAGAAAUUCCUUCGGAGUCGCUCACUAAUACGGCGAGGGAGUAAACCUAAGAUUAAACGAUCGGGACACCCGGGUAAAAAUGACUGCGGUAUUUCCUGA
Acanthosepion pharaonis is the source of this 717-nucleotide messenger RNA. NCBI's taxonomy places the organism in Eukaryota, Metazoa, Mollusca, Cephalopoda, Sepiida, Sepiidae. The record is from the annotation of a GenBank genome assembly.